AUGUUAGGAGAGCAGAUUCGUCAAGGAUUCAGUCCCCUAUUAGCUGUUCUAACAUCUGAUGCUGUGGAACGUAUCGCUAUUAAGAAUAAUCUUAGCUUUACCGACUUACUUUUGCCAUUUGCAACUGUCAAUUGCACAGUAAAGGAUCCGUCAGGCUCCUCGGUAACAUCGCGUAUAUUCUUUGAUUUUCGAGAUCUUCGGCGAGAUGGAUUCCUUCUAAGUUUAACUGUUCUACCUUCUGUAUUACAUGAAGCUACAUCAUCGGUUGCAUCCACAUCAGAUUCCGAUCCUGGAUUUGCUUCCAUUGCUUUCAGUGAAACUUUGCUGAAAUGGUCCGAGCCGGCAGAGCACGAAUUCCUUCGAACUUACCUUGGUUGCUUAUUUGUCGUUUCUACCGAUGAUGAGGAUCCAGUAGAAGAAUUAUCGAAAUUGAUUAAUAUUCAGCAUCAGCAACAGUGUGGACAGAAUGCCUUUGCUAUUGGGCCGGCGUACUGUGCAAUGCCCAGAUGGAUGCUUCCAAAUAUUUUCAAAUAUUUCUUAAUUCUAGACGACGAAUCGUCAGGAAAUGGAUCGUCGAGGUCGUCUUCAGUGUUUUCAGCAAUUACUACGCAGUUCGGUAUUCAGAAUUGUUACUUGCUCAAAAUGAAUUCAAAAUAUGAUGAUGAAUUAACGGAUCCGUGGCGUGCACAUUUGGAAUCGAAAUAUCGUGGAUUGAAAAAAGGAUUACAACUUGCUAAAUAUAAAGUUCUUUCAAAAACAGUGGGAUUAACUGAUGGCUUGAUCUCAUCAAAUGAUUCAUCUGUAACAGAGCAGAAUAAUGAUAGCUUUGCCAGUUUUGACUCUGUUUCCAAUGGACUUCAUGGACAGUAUCUCAGCUAUGAUGAUCGUGAAAGUGUUACAAAAAUGAUGGAAUAUAUGAUUCACAAUGCUCUAUUACCAUGGGUAGAGCGGCAAAUGCGCACUCUUAAUGAACAGGCCAUUGCGCGUCGAGGAAUAAGUAAAUCGUUAACUACCGGGGUACGGAAGUGGUUUGGAACAGCAGCAACUCAACAGGCUACAUCAAUAACUUAUGCACGAGAUAGUGGCGAAAUGCAAGUUAGACUACUAGCCGAUCUUUGUUUUAUUUUUGGGCUUUACUCUUAUGCAUAUCAACUUUACCAGACGGUUAGGAAAGAAUUUGCUGUGGAUCAGGCUUGGCUGUACAAUGCUGGAGCACUUGAAAUGGCAGCAUUAAGUUUAUUUUUAAGUACAUCUCAUAUUACUGCGAAGCAAUAUCCACAACAUUACAUGGACGAUGCGAUCAACUUUUAUACAACAGUUAGCCUAAAACCAGUCUUAACAAUGCGAGCUGCUAUUUUAAGUGCAUUAAUACUCUCAACAAUGGAAUUAUAUGUCGAAGCAUGCACUCAACUUCUGAAACUAACGAAUUCGGAUGAUGACUUAUUCAGUGGUGUUUUGCUGGAAAGGGCGAGUGUUUAUUUCGGAAAUGCCAAGAUGCGUCGAAAAAUGGCUUUCCAUUACGUAUUAGCUGGACAUCGGAUGUCUAAGGCUGGUCAGAAACAAUUAUCCAUGGAAUGCUAUAAACGUGCUCUUCCUGAGUAUCUUUCCAAACGUUGGGUUUUUGCAGAAGAUCAUAUUCUUUAUACAUUAGCUAAUGAAAGUGAUCAGAAAGAAGAAGCCUUGUCGUGGUGCUUUCCUUUGAUAAAAUCUCAAUCAGUGCAACACCCUGAUCAGCAACAACUUUUUCUCAAACAUUACUUGCAACUUCUGAAACACUGUAACAGUACUCGAACUCAUGAGGUGAUGGUAGUACCUCUAGUAGAUAUUCAAAAUAUUGUUGUCAUUUACGGAGAACGUCCGAUUGAAUUAAUACCUGAAUUGAUCACAAAUAUGGAAACUUUGAAGAAUAAUAAGGACGUAUGGGUAAAUUUGUCAAAAGCUGCGUAUUUCGCAAUAACAGGUUCUUUUGCUGGUUUUCGAGAAACAGGGACUGUUCGUACAGCUUCUACAGAUAAUUCUAAGAUACCUUUUGCUCCACCUUUGGAAAGAAUGCGAAUAAUACUCUCGUUAAAAAAUCCUUUGGAUAUUCCCUUGAUUUUGGAAAAUAUUCAUUUGGAAGUAUUAGCUGAACCGACGAUGUAUUUGCAAACUUUUACUGACAAAAUUACUUUAGAACCGAAGUGUGAUUGGAUUCCUCUUGAAUUAUCUGUUGUUCCUAAAAAAGAUAUUGAUAGGAUGCGAGUACACAGUUUGUCUUUUAAUCUCGUAGUUGACGAAAUCAAUGUUACAUACUCGACUCCACUUAAUAUUCGUGGACCGCGAAUGAAUAACUCCAAGAAAGAGAAAACAUCACUCUUAUACGGAGAGGAUUACCGCUUAACUGCAGAAGUAACAAAAGAGCAGUGGCCAUUGGUUGAAAUUGAUUUGCCACUAAAACGACGAUUAAUGGCAUUCUGUGGCCAAAUUUGUCGAUUUAAUUGUGACGUGAGCAAUAUAGGUGUAGUACCUGUGGAAGCUUUUUGCAUAGUUACUGAUCAUCCGGAAUUGAUUUCAGUUUAUGAAGAAGAAUGUCCAGAAAGUAGUACAUUUCGAUCUGUGAAAUGUACUGCAUCUGCUAUAGACGUUGCAGUUGGUGUUUUUAACUUAAAGCAUGGCGCUAUUGCUACAGGUCAAAAGAAAAGAUUACAGUUAGCAGUUCGAGCUCCUACUACGGAGUCUCUUGGACUUAACAUAUUAUUGAUUUGCUAUUAUCGCGGUGAUAAUUGUAUGGUCAGAGAACAGCGACAUGUAAUCAUGAUUGAUGCUCGUGUAAUUUUAGAAACUUCAUUAAGGCUUGUUGAUCGUGCCACUGGUGCAUGCGUUUUGCAGCUCCGUAAUCUUAUACCAAGUCGUAGUUCUUUACUCGCCAAAAUUGAACUAAUUAAAAUACGGUUGUUGAUUGCUCAUUCCAAGAUAAAUCUCACUUCGAAAACAUGCCAAAAUUCUUUACCGCAGAUUUUUCUGCAUCCGUUGCAAAGGCGUCGAGUGGAACUGGAAAGUGAACAAACAGACAGUAUACCAUUUAUGAUCAAUGGACAUGAAGGAGCAGUAUCGUUAUGGUUUUGCGAUGAAAUUGCUGAUAUUCCGGAAUGGUCUAGUCCUCCUGACCGUCCAUCUGAAAUAUUCGAUGCUGUAUCUUCAUCAAAACAAUGUACAGAAGAUGAGAAUACAACAGUUCCUGAACUUGAUUUGUUUUUUGCAGUCCUGUGGAAAGCUAAUGUUGUUAAUAGCGAUGGCACUACCUCUACUGUGUUCGGUGAGAACUUUAUGCCAAACCCAUUUCCGCUUGGUUGUUCGGUGCCGUUUUGUACGCAUCAUAUUCUUCGUCAAUUUUCGAUAGAACAGUCGAGUCAAAAUCUCCUGGAAACAAAACGUAUUUCUUCAGAUAAAAAUCUAUUUGCUUUUAUUUGCAAUAUAUCGACAUCUUCACCCAUAACGUAUCACAAUUUUAGCAAUGAAAGGUCGUGCCAAAUACCAGUGCAGAUAACAGUAACGAAUGAUGAUUUUCUGCAUCGUCGAAGUUGUACAGUAACAAUUCAUUUUCUGGAUCCCACUCUGAUUCGAAAGCAGAUCGUAGAUUCGGGAAGUACCAACGUUCCAGGAUUUCAACCACAAAACACAGCUUCAUCGAGUUCAUAUGCUCAUUCCUCAUUAGUAUUGCAACCAUUGAUUAUAGCUGAUCGUUCACGUAUGCAUGCAACAAUAGCUUUUGGUUGUACUCAGAUUUUUAAUAUCCGACUCACUGUCUACUGUCCGUCGAUUUACGACAUCAGUCGUUUUCAAGCUGUUGGCUUAUUCGAUGGCGAUGAAACCGAAGUGCCUAUAUAUGUACCUCCGACAUAUAUUACUGUGAUUGAUCAACGGGUUUAA
Molecule: messenger RNA, 3909 nt
Organism: Brugia malayi
Lineage: Eukaryota; Metazoa; Nematoda; Chromadorea; Rhabditida; Onchocercidae
Gene: Bma-trpp-8
Exons: 20
Coding region: 1-3909 (1302 amino acids)
Biological process (GO): endoplasmic reticulum to Golgi vesicle-mediated transport; protein localization to phagophore assembly site
Cellular component (GO): phagophore assembly site; TRAPPIII protein complex; cytoplasmic vesicle
Source: RefSeq, a predicted model, not a curated record